CGGAUACGAACAGACAGCCGCCAUCUUGGACAUUGGCCGCAGGCGCUGAGUCGCCCUGUCCCGCCCCACGGCCUCUCAGGCCACCCGCACCCGGGGCUGCUGUCCCUGGGCCCGCGGAAACCCACCCUACUCGCCCUUGUGUAGUUCUCGCGGCUUUCGUUGCGUUCUCACGUGAACGCUGCGCGGCUUCUGAGCGCUCGUUUUAACAACCCCCCACUGGGGGCGCACGGGCACCUUAUACUUUGCGAUCUCCCAUCCUUACAAUGCUUAACCGGCUCAUCCUGUUCCCUGGAUAUGGCAAGUGCAUCGACUAAGGAUCCUUUUACCCAAGAACGCUAACACACAGGCGUUGUCCUCUGAGGCUCUGAAUGACUUUAUUCUUCAAAUGCCUUUACCUUUCAUAGCUCCAGUGACCCUCCAUUCUUCAGAUCUAGGAAAAUGUGACACUCUACAGGUGAUCAGCUUCUAGAUCACCACUCUCUACCCACAAGUGACUUGAGUGGGGAGAUCCAGGGUCGCAGAGGUAACCAUCAGGAAGAUAUCUAAAGAAAUGAUACAUCAAAGAAGAGAAGCUGGGGGAAAAGAGACAUGCAGAGGCCAGAUCAAAGGAUCAGACAAAGAGGAGGAACCUUCAGCUGCCCUAUCCCAUGGCCAAGGGUAUCGUCCCUGUGGAAGACCAGCCAGGAACUCAAAGCCCGAAGCUGGGGCCAGAUCCCCUGCUGUCCCCAUCAUGGUCAAUGACCCACCAGUCCCCGCUUUACUGUGGGCCCAGGAAGUGGGCCAUGUCUUGGCAGGCCGUGCCCGCAGGCUGAUGCUGCAGUUUGGGGUGCUCUUCUGCACCAUUCUUCUUUUGCUUUGGGUGUCUGUGUUCCUCUAUGGCUCUUUCUACUACUCCUACAUGCCGACUGUCAGCCACCUCAGCCCAGUGCAUUUCUACUACAGGACGGACUGUGACUCCUCCACUGCCUCGCUCUGCUCUUUCCCUGUUGCCAAUGUCUCACUGGCUAAGAGUGGACGUGAUCGGGUACUGAUGUACGGACAGCCCUAUCGAGUCACCUUAGAGCUUGAACUGCCAGAAUCCCCUGUGAAUCAAGACUUGGGCAUGUUCUUAGUCACUGUUUCCUGUUAUACCAGAGGCGGCAGAAUCAUCUCCACUUCUUCACGCUCAGUGAUGCUGCACUACCGCUCUCAGCUGCUCCAGAUGCUAGACACGCUGGUGUUCUCCAGCCUCCUCCUGUUUGGCUUCGCUGAGCAGAAGCAGCUCCUGGAAGUAGAACUCUACUCUGACUAUAGGGAGAAUUCGUAUGUGCCAACAACUGGAGCAAUUAUUGAGGUCCACAGCAAGCGUAUCCAGAUGUAUGGAGCUUACCUCCGGAUCCAUGCCCACUUCACCGGGCUCAGGUACCUGCUAUACAACUUCCCUAUGACCUGCGCCUUCGUGGGUGUGGCCAGCAACUUCACGUUCCUCAGCGUCAUCGUGCUCUUCAGCUAUAUGCAGUGGGUGUGGGGUGCUGUCUGGCCCCAACACCGCUUCUCUCUGCAGGUUAAUAUCCGACAAAGGGAUAACUCACGCCACGGGGUCCAGCGUCGGAUCUCUCGCCAUCAGCCAGGUCAGGAAUCUACCCAGCAGUCAGAUGUGACAGAGGAUGGUGAGAGCCCUGAAGAUCCCUCAGGAACAGAGGGCCAGCUGUCUGAGGAAGAGAAACCAGAGAAGCAGCCCCUGAAUGGAGAAGAAGAGCAAGAGCCAGAGGCUAGUGAUGGCUCCUGGGAAGAUGCAGCUUUGCUGACAGAAGCCAACCUGCCUACCUCUGCCUCAACAUCUGCCCUUGCCCCUGAGACUCUGGGUAGCCUCAGGCAACGCCCAACCUGUUCCAGUUCCUGAACAAAAGGGUGGAUUCCUCACAUUCCAGCACUUUCCCAUAGGGCACAUUUUCCCUUGUUCCCUUAAUAAACUAUUUUGUGCCAG
Molecule: messenger RNA, 1966 nt
Organism: Mastomys coucha (southern multimammate mouse)
Lineage: Eukaryota; Metazoa; Chordata; Mammalia; Rodentia; Muridae
Gene: Bscl2
Product: BSCL2 lipid droplet biogenesis associated, seipin
Exons: 12
Coding region: 551-1882 (443 amino acids)
Biological process (GO): lipid storage; lipid droplet organization
Cellular component (GO): endoplasmic reticulum membrane
Source: RefSeq, a predicted model, not a curated record